CCUUUGGACAUGGACCAUUUCAAUAAUAUUAUCACGACUUUGGUCUUUUAUGUUUAUUUUUUCUCUUUAAUAAACUUUUUCCCCUUAAAGAGAGAAGCUUUACAGAUCAGAGGAGGGAUCCAAUGUCAAGAUUGAUCAAUCUCCCCUCUCUGUUCCCUUCCCCCUAAUCAAACACCAAUCCCUAAAUUGUUCUCUCCUUAUCCUCAAUCCUCUGUUCUCCUGCAUAAAGGUUGAAACUUUAUCGGAGAAAUGGCGACGAGAGGAUCCAGAUCGGAGAAAGUCAAGCGCAUCUUCCAGCAAUUCGACGGCAACCGCGACGGCGGCCUCAACCGCGAGGAGAUGGCGGCGCUCGUCGUGGCCGUGAACCCUAGGGUCAAAUUCAGCGACGAGCAGAUCAACGCCAUCCUCGACGAGGUCUUCCGAACCUACGCCGAGUUCAUCGAUCCCGCCAAGGGUUUGACCUACGACGGCCUCCUCCGAACCUACGACGACGGCGCCGGAGACGUCGACAGAGACUUCGACGCGCUGGGGCUCGAGCUCAACCCCGAGGAGACUAUCAUCACCAAAGGAGCCUCCGAAGCCUCCUCUUCCUCGAUUGCGGAUGAGAGAGCCGUGGAGGCGCAGAAGAAACAGAGGACGGCGGCGUGGGCGGUUUCGCCGAAUCACGGCAUCGUGUUUGAUGACACGUGGAAGUUAGUUGACGAUUUGGAGAUUUUAAUUAAGAGAUUGAAGUCUAAGCAGGAGAAAGUGAAUAAUAAUAGUAACAACAGUAACAACAAUAACGCUGACGCGUUUUCGGAUGCGGGAUGGUCUAGAGAGUUGGGUCCUUCCACGGAGCUCUCUGAUAAAAGAAUCUACUGGGAAGAGUCGAGUCAUGAUUAUAAUGUCUUUGUGAAGGAGCUGGGAGUGUUGAGAAGCAAAGCAGACGGAGCUAGAUCGAGAGAGGAAGCCUUCGACGGACACAUGGCGAUCGGUAGGGUCUUGUACGAGCACCAGCUCUUUAAAGAAGCGCUCGUCAGCUUCAAGAGAGCUUGCGAGCUCCAGCCUACUGAUGUCAGACCUCAUUUCAAAGCUGGGAACUGUCUCUACGUGUUGGGGAAGUGCAAAGAGUCUAAAGAAGAGUUUUUAUUAGCGUUGGAAGCUGCUGAGUCCGGCGGGAACCAAUGGGCUUACUUGCUUCCUCAGAUUUAUGUUAAUCUUGGGAUCUCUUUGGAAGGUGAAGGUAUGGUUUUGAGCGCUUGUGAGUAUUAUAGAGAAGCUGCGAUUCUCUGUCCCACGCAUUAUAGAGCGUUGAAGCUUCUAGGCAGCGCGUUGUUCGGUGUUGGUGAGUAUAGAGCUGCUGUAAAGGCCUUGGAGGAAGCUAUUUACUUGAAACCGGAUUACGCAGACGCUCAUUGCGAUUUAGGUUCUUCGUUGCAUUCGAUGGGGGAAGAUGAGAGAGCUAUUGAGGUUUUCCAGAGGGCUAUAGACUUGAAGCCUGGCCAUGUUGAUGCUUUGUAUAACCUCGGCGGGCUUUACAUGGAUCUAGGUAGGUUUCAGCGAGCUUCCGAGAUGUACACUAGGGUGUUGGCGGUUUGGCCUAACCAUUGGCGCGCUCAGCUCAAUAAAGCGGUGUCUCUGCUAGGCGCUGGAGAGACGGAGGAAGCUAAACGGGCCCUUAAGGAGGCCUUGAAGCUGACGAACCGUGUUGAGUUACAUGAUGCUGUAUCUCAUUUAAAGCAUUUGCAGAAGAAGAAGAAAGGUAAGAAGAAUGGUAGUGGUAACGGAGGAGAAGGUGGUCCGUUUAUCGUCGUGGAGGCUUCCAAGUUCAAGACCGUUGGUGAGAAGACGACUCUGAGGCCGGACUUAGCCACUGCUCUUCAGGUUAGAGCCUUUCAGAAGGUGACUAGGCUCGGGAAAUGCGACGUGGAGGGUGUGAGGAAGGAGAUGAGAGACAACGACGUUCCUGUGUCGUACUCAGGAAGCGGCGGGCCGACUAAAUCGAUCAGGAAACCGAAUCUUGAGGAGAUUCUCCGGCGUCUGCUUGUAUCAUUGAAGCCUGAGACGUUCCAGGGAGCUAUUAAGGCUAUCAACGAGAGGAUCCUCUCGGUUCUUGAUGAUUCAGGGUCUGGGAGAGUAGACAUGGGUAUGUUCUACGCGGUGAUUGCUCCUCUAUGCGGUGGACAUUCAGACAAACGCAAGAGAGUUGCGUUCGAGGCGCUUCUAUGGAGACCGGUGAACGAAGGAAGCUCACAGAUAACCAAAACUGAUGCAGACAAGUACAUCAAGCUCUUGAGAGCUAUCUACAUUCCGUCGCACGGGAUGAGCGAGAUGCUGGAAGUUCACGGGGAAGAGGAAGCUGGUUCCUCCGUGACGGUGACGUUUAAUCAGUUUCUAGCUAUGUUUGAUGAUCCUGACUGGGGGUUUGGUAUCAUGUCCACGAUACUUAAACUGGAGGGCAACGAUAGAAACCGGCAUGGGAACCAUGUGUGUUCGGUUUGUCGGUAUCCGAUCAUUGGGUCUCGGUUUAAGGAAGUGAAAGCCCGGUUUAGUUUGUGUAACCAGUGUUACAGUGAAGGGAAGGUUCCGCCUUCGUUUAAACAGGAGGAGUACAGGUUCAGAGAGUAUGGGAGUGAAGCUGAAGCCAUGAAAGCUAAGUGUGUUUGUUUCUCAGGGCAGUCUCAUAAGAAACCGAUAGCCGCUUGAAAGAAAAACUAACUCUGUCACGUUUUCAUUCGAAUGUUUUGUAACCUUUUUUUUGUUAGAACUUGUGUGUGCAUAGUUUUGAACUUUGGAAGUGUAUGAUGAUGAUGUUGAGAGUGUGCAAGAGAUUUACAACAUUUUA
This is a messenger RNA of Brassica rapa (field mustard), 2824 nucleotides long. RefSeq lists its product as uncharacterized. Gene Ontology annotation, cellular component: plasma membrane. Gene Ontology annotation, molecular function: calcium ion binding; protein binding. The record is from RefSeq and is a predicted model, not a curated record. NCBI's taxonomy places the organism in Eukaryota, Viridiplantae, Streptophyta, Magnoliopsida, Brassicales, Brassicaceae.